Hydra vulgaris (swiftwater hydra) is the source of this 3042-nucleotide messenger RNA. Lineage: Eukaryota; Metazoa; Cnidaria; Hydrozoa; Anthoathecata; Hydridae. The record is from RefSeq and is a predicted model, not a curated record.
AUGGAUGUACAAAAUAAUCAAGGAAUCAAUCCUCAAAAUGAAAUUGAUUUACCAUGUUCAACAAUAUCUUGUAACAAGUGCUUGACAGUUUGCAACCAACCUUUGCCAUUUAAUUUAUCAAUUUGCCAGUCAGCAUGCAACACUUCUAGGUCAUGUGAUUUGGGGUGUCAGUUUUACUCAAAAUUGCUUUUUGAUGAAAAAAAUGGUUUAAAUUUACCUAACAGUUCUUCUGCUUAUAUAUCAGUUGUUAAUAAUCAGUUUUUGAAUUCUACUUUUCAAUGGCCUAUUAUCAUGUCAGAUAAUAAUUUAUUUUCAAGUGUCUAUUUGGUAACAAUUACAAAUAAAAAUGGCAUCUUUCAAAAGGAAACAGUGUUAGGUUUAGUAGCUCACAACCAAGUGGAAAUUGUGGAAGCAGAUGUUUGCACUAAUAUAUACACAGAUAAUAAAUUUGAAGAACAGAACAGUUUUAGAUUGAAAGUUUAUCCUAUAAAUUUUAAUGGCUAUAACAAUCAAAAUAGUAUUUCAACUGAUUUUUUGACUUUCAAAAGAUCAGUUGGGGUGUCAAAUAUAAGUAUCUCUUCUGGAAUGUAUCUGUUGGAAUAUGGGUCUGAGUAUAUUAGUUGGAACAUCUCUUAUUCUAUUCCAAAAGAUUUGCAUGAUUACACUUCUGUAGUGGUAAAAACAAUACGACCAAGUUGUUUAACUAAAGAUUCCAAUUAUCUAAUAAGUAGUCAGUUUUUUGAAGAAAAAAUUUAUCUUAAUAAUUUUUCUGGCAGAUUUAAAAUAAGAAAUCCACCAAAUGAUCGACUUAAAGAUUGUACAAUUAGACUCAGGGUCUUAACAAACGUUGGAAACUGUACCGUUGAAAAUGUUUCUGAUAUUUCAUUUUUAUAUAAAGGUUGUCAAAAUGUAGAAAAUUUUAUUAAUUGCAAUCCAUCUACUACUAUAAAUCCGAAAUAUGAUCCUAUUAGUGGACAAAGAAUUAUAAUCAACAAUGCUUAUUGCGCAAAGUUUAAAAAUGCUACUUGCCUUAAAAAGUCUUCAUGUAAAUUAUGUAAUACUUCAUGCUAUAACAUGACUUUAAUGUGGGAUAAACCAUCAACACCAUCUUCUAUAGAAAAUUAUACUUUGAGGUAUGGAAGAGCAACAAGUUUUCUUGACUUUAAAUAUGUUGACAAAGAAGAUAAACUCCUUGAAAUAAAUUUUAAUACUACUUCAUAUACAUUUGUUCAAUGUAUAACUAAUAAUAUGGAUUUUGGAUUCCAAGUGUUUGCAAGCACGAAAGAUCCUGUAUCACCACUUAGCAAAAAUUCUUAUGCCUUUUAUUUCCUUAAAGCUCUUCCUUCAUUCGCUAAUACUACUACUACUACUAAUACUAAUAUCACACUUGCUAUCAAUGGAAAAUCUUUUACUGGUACUAUCACUGCUUCAGUUGUUGUUCCCUUGGCUAUUUUCAUAAUAAUAUUGCUUCUCUGUUUAUGCCAAAAAAGAAAACGUGGCCAUUUACCUGUAUGGAGCAAUACCUUUAUAGACGAUUAUAUUUACACACAUACACCUAUUUACAUUCAUAAGAUCAUCAAACAGUUUGAUGAGUGGGAAGUUAUGCCUCACAACAUUUUUUUUGAAGAAAAAAUAGGAGAGGGAGCUUUUGGAAGUGUUUAUAAAGGAACAAUCAAGUCAACAGCUUUUGUAAAGACUAACUAUGUUAAUAAAUCUCAAGUUUAUUUUGAGAAAAAUUUAGUUGGAAAAGAACCUAAAAUUGUAGCUAUCAAACGUUUAAAAGAAGGAGCUAAUGAAAGCGAGUUCUCAGAUUUCAAAGAUGAAAUUAUUCUGAUGAAGAGUCUUGGAUAUCAUAGAAAUAUUGUCAAUAUGAUUGGAUGUUCUACUAGAAAUAAGUCAUUAUGCCUAGUUCUUGAAUACUUAGAAAAUGGAGAUCUACUCAGUUUUUUGAGGCAGAAUCGAACAAUGAUUUUCAAUAAUUCUGAAGAGAAUAGCAACAGUAACUAUGAAAAAAUUGCUGAUAACGGAAAACUUAAUAAAAAGUUAACCAUCACACCAGUUGAUCUUCUUUCUUUUGCUUGGCAAAUUGCAUCUGGAAUGGAAUACUUAGUUGAGGCAAAAUAUGUCCACAGAGAUCUUGCAGCAAGAAACAUUCUUGUAGGAAGUGAAAAAAAUGUGAAGAUAUCUGAUUUUGGACUAACUAGAAAAAUAAAUGAUGAACAAAUUUACAUGAGCAGAAUAAAUCGUCGAUUGCCAGUAAAAUGGAUGUCAGUGGAAGCCAUCUUUGACCAAAAGUUUACCUCUUUUAGUGAUGUUUGGUCUUUUGGAAUUGUUUUAUUCGAAAUUGUAACUUUAGGUGGAGCACCAUAUCCUGGUAUAACCAAUCGUCAACUUCUUAAUCUACUUAAGUCUGGUUACAGAAUGGAAAAACCAGACAAUUGUGGAGACCAAAUGUAUGAAAUUAUGCAAAAAUGCUGGAAUGUUAGUCCACUAAACCGUCCUACGUUUACAAACUUGCGUGAACACUUCGAGAAGAUUAUUGGACAGGAAACUAGCUACUUCAGUCUUGAUAUUGACGAACGUGCUAAUUACUACAACGUUGCUUCUUUUAAAAGUCUUUCUUCAGUAUCAGAAAUCGUCGAACCUGAUGAGGAAAUCAAAAAUAUUACACCGUGCACCACAAAACUUAAAUCGAACUCAGUUUCAAUAAAUAAAAACUGCGACGAAUUCACACUAUCUGAAUAUGUCAAUUUUGAGAAUUUUCAUAAAAAUGGUAUAGCCAAAUUUCAGCCUUAUGAAAUGUUUACGUAUAAUGAAUGAAUUUAUUUUGUAAAUAUUUAGAGUAUGCAUUAUUUAUAAGCGCUUUUUAAUACGUGAAGUUAAAACUAUAUUUUACAAAUGAUUUUUAUAAAAAAAAAAUUUAUUUUUCAUAUUUAACUUUUUUUUUAAUGUUGAUUUUAAAUUGAAAGCAAAGUUUGUAUGUUGUUGAUCAUUUUUUAUAUUUUAUUUACUUAUAUAACUACGUUUUUCUUACGAUGUACA